AUGAUAAUAUGUUCUUUUGAUGUUAAGGCGGAGACUGACCAGAAUGAGCAACUGCUUGAGGGAUUUAAAAGACUUGAAGAAAGGCUUGAGAGACAAGAGGAGCUCAAUUUGAAGUUGCAGGACAUGUUGCGGCAUCAGGAAGAAAGGCUUGAGAGACAAGAGGAGCUCAAUUUGAAGUUGCAGGACAUGUUGCGGCAUCAGGAAGAAAGGCUUGAGAGACAAGAGGAGCUCAAUUUGAAGUUGCAGGACAUGUUGCGGCAUCAGGAAGAAAGGCUUGAGAGACAAGAGGAGCUCAAUUUGAAGUUGCAGGACAUGUUGCGACAUGAGAAAGAAAGGAACAAUGCACAAGAUGCCAUUAUAAAACAACAAUAG
Molecule: messenger RNA, 372 nt
Organism: Mercenaria mercenaria
Lineage: Eukaryota; Metazoa; Mollusca; Bivalvia; Venerida; Veneridae
Product: putative golgin subfamily A member 6-like protein 3
Exons: 1
Coding region: 1-372 (123 amino acids)
Source: RefSeq, a predicted model, not a curated record